Psylliodes chrysocephalus is the source of this 1296-nucleotide messenger RNA. The record is from the annotation of a GenBank genome assembly. NCBI's taxonomy places the organism in Eukaryota, Metazoa, Arthropoda, Insecta, Coleoptera, Chrysomelidae.
AGACAAUAUUGAUUGACACUUAUGUGUUGACGUUUAUAAACAACGCGCACAUCUAAUUUUUAUUCAAAGUGUAGAUUUAAAAAAUACUUUUAAAUUUUUCUAAAAUUAAAAUGGAAUGUAUUGUAUCAAAUGUUGAUCAUAUAAAAUUCGAUAUUGAAGUAGCCCUUGAAGAGCAAUAUGGAGCUUUACCGUUACCUUUUCAUGGAAUGGAUAAAUCGACAGCGGCUGUUUGCUUAUUUUUUACCACUGCGAAUGGAUGCCAAAAAGGAGCCCAGUGUCCAUUCAGACACGUUCGAGGAGAUAGAACCAUAGUUUGUAAACAUUGGCUUCGAGGUCUGUGUAAAAAAGGAGAUCAGUGUGAAUUUCUGCAUGAAUAUGAUAUGACGAAAAUGCCAGAAUGUUACUUUUAUUCACGAUUUAACGCUUGCCAUAAUAAGGAAUGCCCAUUUUUACAUAUUGAUCCAGAAAGUAAAAUAAAAGAUUGUCCUUGGUAUGACAGAGGUUUUUGUAGACAUGGACCGCAUUGUAGACACAGACAUGUCAGGAGGGUGUUAUGUACAAAUUAUUUAGCUGGGUUUUGUCCUGAAGGUCCUAAGUGUAAAUACAUGCAUCCCAGAUUUGAACUUCCUGCACCACCUGAUCAACAAAAGGAACAAAAAAAGACACCCGUUAUUAUUUGCCAUUUUUGUGGAGAACAUGGACAUAAGGCUAUACAUUGUAACAAAAUGGUAGAUCCAACCAAAGUGUUAUUUAUACAACCAGAUGAUAAUAAUAAAGAAAAAGAUAGUUCUGAACAAGCAGCUCAAAACUCGUAUUUGCAAAAAAUGCUUCCAAAGAGACUUGAGGAUGUUACUUGCUAUAAAUGUGGUACUAAAGGACAUUAUGCUAAUAGAUGUCCUAAGGGCCAUUUAGCAUUUUUAUCACAAUCAAAAUCUAGUAAAGAACAAAGUGAUGUAGAUCUAAACUAACUUAGAUGUUUAAUAAUUAUUAAUGAUUUAAUUUAAUGUUGAUUUUUUUGAUUGAGUUUAACCUCUUUAAAACUAAAUUAGACAACAAAAAUAAAUAAAAUUAUAUUUUUGUUGAUUUUGCUUUUUUUGGUGGGAUCAAUGACAGAAAAUGGUGCAAUUUAGUUCAUGGAAAUAAAGGUACUGCUAUAAUUUGUCCAAGAAGCAAAAUAAUAAACUAAGAGGUUAAACUGAUGUUUUUGUGUUUAAAUAAAAUAUGUAGGUAAAUAAGUGAAAAUAAAUUUUGUAAUGCCUAAAAUAAAAUGAAAUAAGAAACUUCUGAUCAAUUUAU